Messenger RNA from Armigeres subalbatus, 799 nucleotides. RefSeq lists its product as uncharacterized. Gene Ontology annotation, cellular component: CCAAT-binding factor complex; nucleus. Lineage: Eukaryota; Metazoa; Arthropoda; Insecta; Diptera; Culicidae. The transcript is spliced from 4 exons. Gene Ontology annotation, molecular function: protein heterodimerization activity; RNA polymerase II cis-regulatory region sequence-specific DNA binding; DNA-binding transcription activator activity, RNA polymerase II-specific. The record is from RefSeq and is a predicted model, not a curated record. Gene Ontology annotation, biological process: regulation of transcription by RNA polymerase II. Bases 138 to 710 code for a protein of 190 amino acids.
ACCUUGCAUUUCAACGCCAGUGGAAUCUGUCGCAUCAAAACAAAAUAAAAUCACUAAAAUUUAAUUCAGCCAGAAAUAUAUAUUUUAGUUUGUGGUGGAAAUCAAUUGGAAAUCUAAAGAUUUUUACUCAUUAGUGUAUGGCGCAAAACGUUAAAAUGACUUCAGGACUGCAAAGUGCAUAUUUUGUGCAAGAUGAAAUUGACGGUCUGAAUUCGGACGAUUCCGGGGCCGAACACCUCCACAAACCCGGUGCUCCACUGCGGGAGCAGGAUCGCUUCCUGCCGAUAGCGAACAUCACUAAAAUUAUGAAAAAGGGAAUUCCAUCUAACGGAAAGAUUGCCAAAGAUGCCCGGGAAUGCGUUCAGGAGUGUGUUUCGGAGUUCAUUUCGUUUAUCACCUCGGAAGCAAGCGAACGGUGUCACAUGGAGAAACGGAAAACAAUCAACGGAGAGGACAUUCUGUGCGCGAUGUACACCCUGGGGUUCGAUAACUAUGUGGAGCCUUUGAAGUUGUAUCUCACGAAAUAUCGAGAUAGUAUAAAAACUGAAAGAUCUAGCCCUGAGCAAACGCCCGAACAUCAACAGCAGUAUGAAACUAUCGACCAGGAUUUUCGAUCCAUUCAACCGUCGAAUUCAAAUGCUUCUGUUUCGGGAAACGUUAUAUAUCAAGGAGCAGAUGGUGGCUAUUACUUAAAAAGUAAUAAUUUUUAGGCUACAAAAUAGAAUUUAAGGUAAGUUGAAUCUUUUCUAAUUAUGUAUAUCGAUUGUCAGUGUACAGUUUGCUUUAUAGUUCAUAAAAA